UUCCAAAUGAUCAUCUUUGGAACGCACUAACCUUCAAUGGUGUAUGGCGUUGAAAAUGCUAGCGAAUUGUUUAGAUACCGCUCUUUUUUUCUUUUAUGUAUUUAUUUCUGUAGCGUUUGGACGCGAUUAUUUAAAUAAUAAUUACGGAUUUGUUAAACGGUAAUGUUAUGUUAUGUUAACAAUGUUACUUAAACCUUCAAAUCUGUCAAUCCUACUGUCAUUUCUGUUUAGUAAGUGGUGGUAUGCACAUUUAAGUAUUUCAAUAUGAAAGUUUUCUUGAUAAAUGUAAUAUAACAUUAACAAGUGUCAUAUUAUUUUGUGAGUUCAAUGUGAAAAAUUAUGGAAGAAGAGUUCGAUGAUAUUGAUGUUAAUAAUGAAUUUUUAUCCCAGUCGUACAUCCAAGGCAUCAGUAGAUUUAGGCUGCCAACUUUCUUGUUGGAUUUAGUGUUCUUAGGAGUACAUUAAUAUAUAUGUUAAAGGAUCGAUUACCAAUAAAAUUAUUUCUUGCCUCGUUAUCUGCACAAAAUCUACAACAGCCUAAAAGUUGAUAUCGGAUAACAGGAAGAAAAGAAGAAGAUGUUUCCAUAUUUAAUAUUCCGGAGGAAAUUAUUCUGAAGCGUAAGGAAGUUUGGAACAAACUGUUCCUAAAGUAUUCAGAAAAUGUUUCAGAUGAAACAGAACUUGAUAUUCACACGUUUGAACCUGUUGAAGAAAAUAAUAAAUCUCAUGAAUUAGAGCCUCGCUUACCUAUGCGAAAACCUUCCUACCAAGUACAGUACUGGGUAGAUACUGGAAUGCCACCCUACAAAGCACUGGAUGAGAAUAAUCACUCUGAUCCUGGAUCAUCCCUGAGUGAAUACGAACAAUCACCACUGUCAGCAUCUAAUCAUUUUAAAUUGGCUCAGUGUGAUAAUAUUCAACCAGCCGUUCGUUGUACAUCCUCCAGCAGUUCAAUAGAUACUGCUGUUUAUAUCUUAUCGAACGCAAAUACCACUAAGAAAGCUGAUACCAUUGCUAUUAUGGAAGGUGCAAAGCCUUAUAAUAAUGCAGAUGCAUCGGGUAAUGCUGCCAUCGUCAUAAAUCAAUGUAAAACUCCAAUACCUGUCCCGAAAUCUAUUUUGCAACCUCAAACAGUGGCAUCAGAUAUUCAUAGCGAAACAACUGAAAUUAUAUUCCAUAACAGGAACUCACAACGUCCUAGUGGUCCACUGAAAAAUAAUAAAAAUACAAGAUCACCUUUAAUUUUGGACAAUGAAAAAGAAAAUUCAUUAUCUGACGAUACACAGACGGAUAACGAGUUAAAUUGCUCGUUAACAUCGGUUCAUUUUGAAAGAUUAUUGAAAAGCCCACUUUUCAAUAAUACAUUUUACAAUAAAACAGCUCAAUAUAGUUCCAAGAAACCCGAUAUAUUGGAUGUGCCUUCCCAGUCAACAUCAACCGCAUACAGGGCUCAGAAUGCUAAUAAUUUGGAGAGCGAUUCCAGUGAAGAAACAUCUCAGCGUGUUUCAAUGAAAAAAUCGCUGAAGAAAAGUCGAACUCGAAGAAUGGCCAGAGCAGACAACGCUGCAUCAAAAGCAUUGCAUCGCAGAAAAUUAUAUACAGACAGAAACUCACCAGUGGAUCUUAUCACUCCUGUUGUCAAGAACGUUGGUAAAUUAUCUCCAAUCAAAGAAGCUGUAAAGGCUAAACAAAGUUUACACCCCGCUUUGGAAACUCCUCAUUCUACACAAGAUAAAACUUCGAUGAUAAUGAGGCGCGCCAAAAUGCGAGCGCGGAUGAAAAUGAAAAGAGCAUCAUUGCUUUCGUCAACUCUCGGUGAAACCAGUCAUGAGAGUGAUCCUAGUACGUCAAUUAACUCUACUAUACCUAACAACGAAUCCGUGAAUGACGCCACAGAACUUCAGGAAGUCACAGCAGCUAAGGAGCAAGAUACAGCGAUUGCUCCCUGUAACUUGGGUGAAACAUGGAAAGUUCUAUCUGCUAAUUUGAAUCCUGUAGUUCGACUACAACGAAUAGACGUUGAAUCAUGGAUGAAAUUAAUGACAUCGGAAAGACGUAAUACGACAAUCGAGGAUAAAAAUCCGGUGAACCAAUGUACACUGACAAAACAGAAUUUGUUGGACAUGGAAGAGCGGAUAAGAAGUGCCAAUAAUAAUGCCAUUACGUAUUCCAUUACGAAAUGUUCCUAUGUAGAAACAGUUGAUAGUAAUCAGAGUACAAUUAUUAUGUGCAAGUGCACUGAUAAUUCAGUACAAUCAAAGACAUUGAACGAUAGCCGUUGUAAUGAUAAUUUUGAUAUUGUGAAGCAUUGUUUUGAUAGUAGUAAAAAUCCACUAGAAGAAGAUAUUGAUUGUGAGAAUAAUAACAACAGCGCAGCGCUCGAAGAUGCGUUGAAAUUGAGAAUGUCAAUUGAAGCGUCGAAUAAGCGUCCCGAACAUCAAAUGGAUCAAGAAGCCAUCGAUGGUGCUGAAGUUCCAGAAAUCAUGAAAGAAUCAGAAACUCGUGAUAGAAUAGUUCCGUCGUUGGAAUUACGAAGAUCGGAAACUGAAAAGAUAUCUAAGUCUUCGGUAAGAUUAUUGCCAAGGAGUGUAGAUUUGCAAAAUCAAUCAAAAACAAAUUGGCAGCCCAAAGUGGAUCCAGUGAAAAAAAAAUUUAAAAGGGUUUUAAGAAGUGCAAACAGACAAAUUAGAUCAAAUAUGUCUAAGAGUAAUAUUAAAAUGACUCUACGUAAAAGAUCCCAAGAGCAAGUUGAUCGAAUGCAGGAAAGUGACGAUGACGAGAUAUCAUAUACGUCAUCAUCAAUAAAAAGCUACAUAAGCGACAUUAAAAGCAUUGAAGAGACCAAGAGGGAAGCAAUAGCGAAUGCUGAAAAAUUAAUCAUACGAUUGGAAAGGUUGCCUUCAAACAUAUUACCUAAUAAAAUUAGAAAAUAUGAAAAUUCUGGCAAGAAAAGUAAAGUUGUCGAGUUUAAGGAAAUGCCAAGAGAAUGUCAAAAAUUAUCAGAACAAUUGAAAGUCGUUAAAUUUACUAAGAAACUCCUUAGCAAGUUUCACAAUAACAGUAACAAUGCAUUAGACAAUAGUUUAUCCUGCUCAGAGGAAUCUUCCACCAGUGACAUAACAAAAGAAAUUGAUAUCAUUAAAAAUCCCAGGACAAUGAUAAAUAGCAAUUCCUCAAAGAAUGGUUCGACUACUAUUGUCACUAUAGGAACAUCAACAAAGAGUAUUUGCAUGUCGAGUGGAGAUUGCAGUGAAUCUAUUUUGAAGUCUAGUCAGAGUGCUAAUUGGCUAACUUUAGAUCUAAUGUCAUCUGCCAAUGAGGAUGAUGAUAUUUUCAAUGUUGUCAAAUCUACUGAAAAGAAUAAGCGAAGGAAAUCAAUGAGAAAAAUUUGCAAUAUUUCUGACACAUCGAGUACGAAUUCAUCAACAAGAAUAACGAGGAGUAGGGCUUCUUCCCUUAAGAAAUCUAGUAAUGUUAAAGAACAAUCAUCAGAUGUCCCCAAUAAAAUGGAGAAAACUAAAAGAAACGACUACAGUUCCAGUGAAAUAUUAAGCAAAGACAGUAGAAAAGGAUCAGACACUUCCAGCACAAUAAAAUCUAGAGAAAUAUUAACAGUUAAUGAUAUAAUAUACAAUUCUAAAAGAAUCACUCGUAGUCGUAGUAAGACUUUACCGAUUUUGUGUACAGAAACUGGUUGGAGGACUAGAAAAAUUCAGAGAACUACAAGAAAUAGACUAUGUGGAAGUGCAGAAAAUAUGAGCGAGUCUUCCGAUACUUUGCAAAAUUGCGGCCAUUCUGUUCAAUCACGAAAACUUAGAUCGUCUAAUUCAUUAAUAUCAUCAGACUCAUCUGCAGUGUCACGUGUUAAAAAGAAAACUUCUCCACUCGUGACAUUAAAUCGGCGAUCCAAUUUAAAAAAAUUACCCAAGAAAUCUUUUGAUGAAACAGUCAUGACUUCUAAUUCUGCAAUGAUAUCUACAAGAAGUAAAGGACUUAUUUAUGAAAACGGUUUGAAACCAGAAAAUGCGAAAUCUACCUCACCGAGAAAAUCGCAGACGCCGCUUUUGAAAAAAGCUGAAUGCACUUCGCAGUGUACUAGAGUGCUCCCAGCGUCAUUAGAUUCCACGUCUGAUUCAACUGACGGAAUUAUCGUGGAUCAAAAAUCGAUUGGUUCGAUUCUUAAAAAGAGAAAACUAGACAAAGAUGUUCAGGAAAAAUCAGUUUUACCAAAGAAUGUCAAUGAAAAAACUAUGAAUUUAUCAAAAUUUCGUGGAAAAUACAGAAACAACGUUUCGGACAUGUCAUCCUCAUCCAGUGACCUAAACGGAAGAUAUACAAAAUUAUUAUCACCAACCAAAAGUAAAUUUACAAGAUCAAAAAACAAUUCUCAAAUAAAUACGACAUGCGCAAAAUUAACGAAUGAAACAAAAUCAAUCAAGCCUAAUGGAUCGUUAACAUUAAUAAAAUAUUUUAAUAAUACUUCCGACGAAUCUCUCAUUAGCUUUAGUUCGUCGCGUGACAAUUUUGAAAAAUCUAAAAAAAUUAGUAUUACAGAAGAUACCAUGCGGAUAUCAGUUGGCAAGAAAAGUUCUGAAGUUGAAAAACCUGUCGUUUAUCAAGCGAUAACUUUUCAUCAAAAUUCAGAAUCUGACGACUACUAAAUAUUAGGCACUGUAUCAUUUAUAAAUUAUAUAUUUGACUGUACAUUGUUGUAAUCAUUAGGUUAUUAGAUACCUUAAUAUUUUGUAAUAUGCGUUAAAUAGCUUUAAAUUAAUUAAUUACAGUUAAUGUUGCUGACUGAUUCGUAGAAGAAAGUCUUAUAAACGUCCUACGGUACUAUUAAUAUAAAGCCUUGGUAACUUAAUCAGUGAAUUUUGUUAAAAAGAUAAAUAGGAAAAAAAUGUUAUAUUUUUAAUUACUAAUAUAUCCUGUAAAUCCUUUAUUCAAACUUAUCCCAGUUUUGAGUGACUCUCGGCGAGAAUUGGUUAUUCAUACUAAAUACUGUGGACCGUAUUAUCAGUGAAAAAGAGAAAAAUGUUCCUAAUUUAUAUUCUAAUAAAAAAAAAAUUAAUGUACAUUCAAAAGAGAGAGAGGAGCAACUCCAACUUUUCAAUUUCAUCCCUGUGAUUCUUCCAGCCAAAGCGUUACUUAUUUAGCAAAACUCACAAAGAUUAUUAUUAUUAUUACAGUAUUCUGUACAGCCAUUAAUGAUAUGUUUAUCGGAAAAAGACGUAACUGAAGUUGAUGAUCCACCUGUCAAACUAUUUAUUAGAUUUUCAAUUCUUGGAGUUGUGCUUCGCCUUCUUAUUUUUCUGUAUCAGAAUUGCCUACGGUAACUAACGACCUGAAUAAAUAAUAUUUUAACAAUC
Messenger RNA from Cephus cinctus (wheat stem sawfly), 5369 nucleotides. RefSeq lists its product as uncharacterized. The transcript is spliced from 4 exons. The coding region runs from base 750 to 4661 and encodes 1303 amino acids. Lineage: Eukaryota; Metazoa; Arthropoda; Insecta; Hymenoptera; Cephidae. The record is from RefSeq and is a predicted model, not a curated record.